Trichomonas vaginalis G3 is the source of this 689-nucleotide messenger RNA. RefSeq lists its product as uncharacterized. The transcript has a single exon. The annotation marks the transcript as partial. The record is from RefSeq and is a predicted model, not a curated record. Lineage: Eukaryota; Parabasalia; Trichomonadida; Trichomonadidae.
AUGGAUAAUGUAGAUUUAGAAAUUUUAAUUGAUGAUUUAGUAUUUAAUCAAAAUUUUCUUGAUUAUUACGAUUUAAAAUCAUAUCUCCAAAAACAUAAUAACAAUAUAACGGGUGAUGAUAUGGAAUAUUAUUAUCCAUAUUAUAAAAAUGAAAUUUUGAAAUAUCAUAAUAAAAUAAUUUCUGAAAUUAAAGACAAAAUUAAAAAUAAUGAAUAUACAAAGGGAAAAACUAAAUCACAACUUAAACAGUUGAAAGAUUUCAAAAAUAAAGUAUUAACAGAAGAAGAUAUUGAUGAAUUAUAUAAAUUAUAUAAUCCUGAGCCGCAAAAGCCAAAGCCGAGGUCUAAAGUAGCAAAUGUUCAACAGCUAAAGGAACAAAACGCCCAGGUUCUUCAGACCAUAAAUGAUGCACAAGCUUUAAUUUAUGAUUCAUUAGUUAAACCAUAUUCAGCCCGACUUUUAAAUGAAGAUCAACUUUUGGAAUUCAUCCUUCAACAUAAACUCGAAGCGGGAAAGUAUAUCAAACCUUUAUAUACAGCAUAUUUAAAACAAAUGAAUAGAAUACAUCCAGAAUUAAUGAAGGGGGGAAUGAAUUCCAAAACUUCAUCAUCCAAAAUCAAAGCAGAUAAAAUUAAACCACUUGCAACACCAAAACCUCCAACGACAGUACCGCCUCCUCCUUCAGUUAA